Molecule: messenger RNA, 1424 nt
Organism: Anopheles merus
Lineage: Eukaryota; Metazoa; Arthropoda; Insecta; Diptera; Culicidae
Gene: Tap42
Product: immunoglobulin-binding protein 1
Exons: 3
Coding region: 139-1239 (366 amino acids)
Biological process (GO): regulation of signal transduction; regulation of dephosphorylation
Cellular component (GO): cytosol
Molecular function (GO): protein phosphatase 2A binding
Source: RefSeq, a predicted model, not a curated record
GAACGUUUUGGUAGCAGCUAACAAAACACAAUCCGCAGCUCAUUACGUUCUCUUUCCGUAGUAAAAUUGGUAAAAUUAGCAAACGACGUGCGAUAUAGUUUCUAGCUUGCAAAGAAAACCAGUGUGCGAUCGAGCGAAAUGUCGGAGGCGACGAACGAAAUACCGCUUGACCGCAAGCUGAACGAAAUUUUCGACGAAGGGUACAGCGCCAUGAACCGCUUGGAUGAAAAUGCGGCACUGCCUUCGAAUGCACCCGAAUUUCAGGUAGCGGUAAAGAAAACGAUCGGCCAUUUCGAGGAUGCUACCCGGCUCGUCAGCCUGGUCGGGAUGUUUAGCACGAAUGAAUCGUACGAGGAGGUGCCAACGGAAAACCUGCGCUACUUUCUGCUGCCCUUUUUCCUCGGCAAAAUGACGCUCCGGCUGUGCAACACAAACCGCGAGGAGGUGGUGGAAGUGGCCGAGGUUUACUUUAAAGAUUUCCUAGCACGCUGUGAAAACUACAAGCUGUACGAAACCCCCGACCGGGACACGGGCGAGCUAGCGAUUGUGCCCGGUGGGCAGAGCGACAAGAUACGCGAGCUGCAGCGAAUGGGCGCUCAGCGCAACGAAAAGAUCCGCAAAUUCCAGGAGAAGAAGGAGCUGGAAGAAAAGGUCAAGCAGCUGCGGUACGUCGUCGAGCAGCCGGAGGCGAAAAUCGACGACGAGACGAAGCGCGAGUUUUUCCUCUCCCUGCUCAAAUCGGCCGUCCUGGAGGCGCAGGAGGAGCUGGAAAGUGUGGCGCGCGAAAAACAGAUGCUGCAGUACCGGGCGGCCGCCAAACUGCGGGGCGAGGACGAGCUGGAGGAAGCAAGCCACGGUGCGUUCGGCGGCGGCGGCGGCACCAACAAGCGACCGCCGGUGCAACCGCUGAAGCCGAUCAUCAUUACGCGGGACGCGGUACAGAAGGCCGUGUACGGGCGGGGCUACCCCAGCCUGCCCACCAUGACGGUGGCCGAGUUUUACGAGCAGCGGGUAGCGGAGGGCAUCUUCCCCGACCCGGAACGGAUGAAGGAGGUGAACAAAAACUCGCUCAUGAACCGGGUCCACAUGGACAAUGCGGCCGAGCAGGAUCGCGAGGACGAGCAGCAGGAGCAGCUGAUCGAGCGGGACGACGAGGAGUACCUGGCCCGGCAGCGGGCAAAGGACGAGUUUAAGGAUGAGCAUCGCCGUGGCGAUGGCAACCGGUACAACCGUAGCUAAGGGCGCUUUGACGCCUACUGUGCGGUUCGCGAAAUUAGUUUGUAUUUUUCCUUUUCUCUUUUACCACACACGAUCACAACAACUCACUCGGCAACAAAAAAUAGAGAAGUGCGUUCGCGGAAUGCGCUGCGGCAAUAUGAAUGUAUUUCGUGAUUUUGGAUAAAUUGUUAAGCUUACACAACGUA